Doryrhamphus excisus (bluestripe pipefish) is the source of this 4706-nucleotide messenger RNA. It is a transcript of the gene myripb, whose product is annotated as myosin VIIA and Rab interacting protein b. Gene Ontology annotation, molecular function: myosin binding; small GTPase binding; actin binding. Gene Ontology annotation, biological process: intracellular protein transport. NCBI's taxonomy places the organism in Eukaryota, Metazoa, Chordata, Actinopteri, Syngnathiformes, Syngnathidae. The record is from RefSeq and is a predicted model, not a curated record. Gene Ontology annotation, cellular component: cortical actin cytoskeleton.
GGGGCCGGGAGGGGGGCGGGCAGGCAGGCAGGCAGGCAGGUGUUGUGGAAGUUUACACUUGCCAGGAAGCCCGCAGCUUCUUUCGGAGCCGGUGGUGGGUGUACAGCGUGGCUGGCUGGACGUCGGACCACCGGUACCGGCUGAUCCCGCGGUUGUACCAGUGGUAGUGCCUCUCCUCCUCCUCUUCUUCAUCCUCACCAUCCUGUGUCGGACCGCCGGCAUCCCACCCGCCAGUCAAGAUGGGCCGGAGGCUGGACCUGUCCGGUUUGACGGACGACGAGGCCGAACACGUCCUGAAAGUCGUCCAACGGGACAUGAAGCUGAGAAAGAAGGAGGAGGAGCGGCUGAGCGAGAUGAAGCAGGAGCUGGCGGAGGAAGGCAGCAGAUGCUCCAUCCUCUCCAAGCAGCAUCGUUUCAACGAGCACUGCUGCAUCCGCUGCUGCGCGCCCUUCACCUUCCUGCUCAACCCCAAGCGCCGCUGCCUGGACUGCCAGUACAACGUGUGCAAGACCUGCUGCGCCUACAACAAGAAGGACAAAGCGUGGCUGUGCUCCGCGUGCCAGAAGGGCAGGAUUUUAAGGACCCAGUCCCUGGAAUGGUACUACAACAACGUGAAGAGGCGCUUCAAGAGGUUCGGCAGCGCCAAGGUUUUGAAGACUCUGUACAGGAAGCACAUUAUCGAGAGAGGAGCGCUAUCUGAUCUCCCAGAAAGCAGCGUUCACGAGGGAAGUUUCUGCAACGACAACGAUGGCAGCGUCUGCGGCAGCGACUCCGUCUUCUACAAACAGAGUGAAGGACACAGUAUGGCCGAGACCCUCACAGUGGCCCUGCGUGUUGCCGAGGAGGCCAUAGAGGAAGCCAUCGCCAAGGCGGAGGAGUUCAGCGACAGUUUGGAGAAGCAGAAUGAGGCUCGCUAUCUGCGGGACCACAAAGAGGAGCUCAUAGAGGAACUUGCCACGACCAUCGUCCAAAAGAUCAUCCAAAGGAGGAAGCGCUCGGAGAUGCAGACAGAGUAUGACUUUGUCUGGCCUCAUCCUCAGUCCUUGAUCCAGUCCGCUGAUCAGGCAUCAGCUCCACUACCCCACACGUCUUCACAAGGACCCCCGGACCCCCUCAAGGCUUCCGCCGCCCUCUCGCGCUCACGCUCAGCCUUCUCCCUCACCAGUGACGACUCUCCGGAGAAGGCUCCUCAGGACGAGGCGGUCGGCACGGGCGGCAGCUUGCAGGAGUACUCGUCUCUGAAGAGGGAGGCCAAGACGGCGUCCCUCCCCACCUGGAAGAGUGUCGACCGUCUGGACAAUUCUAGCGCAUCCUCGGUCCUCCAGAGUCCGGACGGCAACUGGAUCGCUCUCCACAGCUCCCAGCUGUCCCGUCCCAGCCUGCUCACCAAGAGGAAGAGCCUGGUCUUCAGCGUCUUGGAAAAAGAGUCCGGCGUGGUCUCGGCCUACGACGAGAUGGGCUCCGACUCCGAGGACGACGACCAAAGGGGCUGGGGGGCGGCCCUUCAACAGUUCCGACGCAAGCUCUCCGACGAGACGUACUACACGGACUCCCAGCACGACCCCGAGUGGACGUACACGCAGCACCCGCCCGUGACCUCGCCGUCCUCGGGCCAGUACACCAACACGGAGACGCUGAAUUCCGACUCGGAGGCGUCGUCGGCGCUGUCCACGUGUCCCAGGAAGCCGCCUCAGAACCCGCCGAGGAAGAAAGCGCCGUCGGACAUGCACUUGCACCCCUACCACCAACCGCUCUACCACCACCAUCAGCUCCACCACAACCUCUCGCCGUACCCGCUCCUCACGGGGGCGCUGGACAUCAACUUUAACCCCAAGGUGAUGGGGGACAGCAGCGAGGCGGACGAAAAGCAGAACGACCCAGUGAGAAGGUCACGGCGGCGCCGGAAAAGCAAGAGGGAGUCGUCCAACGAGAGCAGGUCCGGGACGCAGAACUACUCCCAGUCCAUCCAGGAGAGCAGCGGCUUCCUUCUCAACGACCUCCUGAAGAGAGGCUUAAGUGAGGACCAGCCAGGUCCAGACCCGGUGCCAUUAAACGCCGCGGCAUCGGACACCGUCACACCCGAACCCCAAGAUUUAGACAAAGCCGACCGGAGGAGCCCUCUUUCAGUCACUCCAGGGCCCAAACACACCAGCUCUGGACCCACGUCCGGGUUUGCUGACCCCCUGGGAGACGAACUGCGCUCCAGAAUCAACAAGCUGGUCAGGAGUCGAACCAACAGCAGAGAGAGCAGCUCAUCCGAGGAGGAGAAGCGGACGAAAAACCCCAAAGACGCAGAAAAAGAGAAGUGUGGCAUCAGGUUAAGAGCAAGCGAACCGGUUUUGCAAGUCAACGGACAAGAACUGAGCGGGCUGGGGAUAAAAAGUCCGCCUCCGAAGGAGAAGAGGUCGGAGAAGAACACGGAAGAGGAGGUGGUGGCGGACGAGCGGGAGCAGAAGAGAGGAGAGAGGAGGAACCGCCAAAACAAGAGGCAGCACAGACGAGACGUGGACAAGGAAUUGACGGAAUGGAGGGGCAGCUCCAGCGCCGCCAGCUCGCCUGCUGUUACGCCAUCUUCCCAGGAGGGGGUGCUGUCUGACAACCAGGAGCAACACAUUGACACGGAGCAACAGCAGAGGCUUCAGUUGCUCUCCUCUCUCUUACAGCAGAAGUACUCGGCCGCGUCCCUCUGCAGCAUCACCACGGAGGUGCUAAAGGUUCUCAACGCCACCGAGGAGCUGAUCGGCGAGGCGGGAGGGGACGGCUGCACGCCCUCGGAGUCUCACAGCGCCCCCCGCAGCUCCGAGAGCAGAAGGCUGGACCAGAGGCUCACAAAGAUGGAGGAGAAUGUGUAUCUGGCCGCAGGUGCUGUUUAUGGCCUAGAGGGGGCGCUGGGGGACUUGGAGCAGUGUGCGCGCAGUAUCGGCAGCGGGACUUCAGACACCGAGCUGGCGUUCCUGGAGGAUCAGGUGGCCACCGCUGCAGCUCAGGUCCAACAGUCUGAACUGCAGAUAUCCAACAUUGAGGCCAGGAUAUCGGCUCUUAAAACCGCUGGCUUGAAUGUGAGCGUCUGCAAUCACUUCUCCAAGUUCAAGCCAAAAACAAAGCCACAAACUCUGGACUCAUCACGCCAUCAGAGGAGGAAGCUACCAGCCCCUCCACUGAAAGAUAAAAUGGAGCCAGAACAGCCGGUGGAAGUUUUUCGGCCAUAGAGGACCCCCCUCCCUCCCCCCCAGGAGCAGCAGCACAAAGUCCCUCAGGGCCACCGCACCACCAGAGCCCCACGGACAGCUCUCUCAUCCAGUGCCUUGACCCAGCGUCCGCCUCCACCGAGCAGGAGCCUCCACCUGCCCUGUUGCUGCCCCAGCAAGCACUCCGCCCUCCGCCCUCCGCCUCCGCCCUCCACCGCUGACAUCACCCCCACAGCAGAGAUGAGUGGACAGUCUGCCUUAAAACUUCUCCACAGGAAUCCGUGUACAACUUUACGUUUCUACUGUCGUUCGUGAAGGCGUCCGCGCUACGUCACCUCGCUUGUGUCCUGUUUCGCUAAUUCAUCAAUGAUUGUCCGUUUGCACGUGCAACAUUCCUGUCAUUCCUCAAGCCAAGGUUCGUUACCAUGGAGACCCCUUUCCGCCAUGGCAGAAGAUUAAUAUCCCAAAGGUAAGUGAUAAAUUAUGACAUAGAUAGUCUUAAUUGUGUGGUACAGAGACACAAUUAUGACAUAAAAGUUGAAUUAUGAGAUAAAAAGUCAUAAUUAUGAGGAAAAAAAGGCAUAAUUAUCAAAGAAGUUAAAAUUAAGCGAAGUCACAAUUUGGAGGGGAAAGUCAUAAUUAUAAUAGAAACUUUUAAUUAUGAAAUAGUCAUAAUUGCGUCAUAAAAGGGCAAAAAAUAUGAGGGAAAUGCCAUAAUUAUAAUAGAAAAUUCAAAUUUUGAAGUAAUAAUUGAGAUAAAACAGCAACAUUAUUGGUAAAAUGUCAUAAUUAUAAUAAAACAUUAAUUAUGAUAUAAAAAACUCAUAAUUCUGAGCUAGGAAAGUCAUAAUUGAAGAAAAAUUUGCAAGUAUGAAGAAAGUCAUAAUUAUGAUUUAAAAAAUUCCAAUUAUGAGCUAGUCAUAAUUGUGAUAAAAGGGCAAAAAUUAUGAGGAAAUAAAUAUAAUAGAAAAUUCUAAUGAUGAGAUGAAGGCAAAAUUAUGACUAAAAUGUCAUAAUUACAAUAAAAAAUAUAUUAAGUCAGAUUUCUGAGGUAGGAAAGCCAGAAUUAUGACAUAAGAAGGCAAAAUUUGAUGAUAAAAAGUUCAAAUUACGAGACUAGAAGUCAUAAUUCUGAGAUAAAAAGUUGAAAGUAUCAGGAAAAAGUCAUAAUUAUGAUAGAAAAUUCAACUUAUGAGAUAAAAAGUCCUAACUAUGACAUAUUAAAGUCAUAAUUACGUGAGAGUCAAAACUCUAAAAGUCAUAAUUUGGAUCUAAAAUUCCAAAUUAUGAGAUAAAAAGUCAUAAUUAUGACAUAAAAGGACUUUCUUAUCGAGUAAUCGGCUUUUUAUUUCAUAAUUCCGACUUAGCAUUGCGAUAUUUUUGUUUCCAGUGGCGGAAAAUGGCUUCCAAACAUUCCAGACUCCUUUCCCCUCAUCCUUGUCUUGCAGCAACUGAGUUUCUUACAAUCGAUUUAUUUUUCUACUUCCGGAGCAUUUUUUUUUUUUUUUUUUUUUUAAA